AUUGCAAUACAGGGGAAAAGUACGAGAUUUGGUCUUUAAUAAUAAUUAAACUGUCCCUGGACAAGUCGAAACGGGAAACAUGUGGUCAUCUGCUUUGAUCUUGCUGGUAAUUCCUGCAUCCUGCGCCAUUCAGCUGGAGCAACCUUCCGGAGAGUUCUUUUCCCCGAAUCACCCUCUGCAAUAUCCAGCGUUCAGCAAUAAGACCUGGGACAUCUCUGCACCACAAGGUUACGUCGUGAAAGUUUAUAUCCCUUACUUGGACAUUGAGCGAUCGGAAGGAUGUCAGAGCAGCUACUUACAGAUCCUUUCGGAGGGAAGGGAACUGGCCAAGCUGUGUGGCAGGUGGGAAGAUGAUGGUAGCAAUCUGAAACAGUAUGAAUACUAUUCCACCAGCAACACACUGAGUGCCUUGUUCACAUCCAAGAAUCUUGAAUCCAAGCCGUUCACUGGAUUUCUCGCCCUCUACUCCCGUGUCGAUAUCAAUGAGUGUGCUGUCGAUGACCAUGGGUGCAGCCAUUACUGCGGGAACACCAUUGGUAGCUACCACUGCUACUGCCCACGUGGUUUUGUCAUUCAGAGCGAUGCACGCACCUGCAAGAAAGUACACGUGUUUUGCCCCAAUCGGGUUCUACAGAACAGUAUCCUGGACCCCUCCUGGCCAAGGUUCGAUGUUCGAGACACCGUGAAGGUGACCUGUGAACCAGGAUAUGAAAUAGUCAAGGGAUAUCAGACAAUCCCACACUUUUACGCAGAAUGUCACGAAGAUGGGACUUGGAAGACUCCAGAUUACAGCUGCCAGCUUGUGGAUUGUUCAGUUCCACCUUCAAUUGAGAACGGGCAGUUUGCGUUUAUUACGAAAGCCGCUGUGACCACCUACAAAGCUACAAUUCGGUACCAGUGUGAUGAGCCUUAUUAUCAGCUGCAGAUAGACCAUCAUCGAGACUUCCACUGCACAGCUGAAGCAACGUGGGAAAAUAAUGCGACAGGUCAAGAUCUGCCGAAAUGCACCCCAGUGUGUGGGAAGCCCAGUAACCCACUGGUCUUCGGUGAGAGGAUCCUGAAGGGCUCGGUGGCGAAGAGGGGCAACUUCCCGUGGCAGGUGCUGUUCCAGAAACCCCGGGGGGCUGGGGCACUCAUCUCAGACCAGUGGGUGCUGACAGCUGCCCAUGUGGUCCACAGGAUGUCGGGAUUGUCCAUGAUCGCGGGUAUCACCGACACCAGGAAGGCGAGCGAGGGCACGCGGCUAUUCGCCGACGGGGUCUUCGUCCACCCGGGCUACCACCCCCCGCAGGACGACGCCUACGACUACAACAACGACGUGGCCCUUGUCCGCCUGAGGUCCAAGCUCCGGCUGGGAGCCGACCUGUCGCCCAUCUGUCUGCCCGGCCGCGAUGCCCGCCACGCCCUGCCCACCGGCAAGGUGGGGCUGGUCUCCGGCUGGGGGGUGACCGAGAACGACACGCUGCCCGAGCAGCUCAUGUACGUCCGGCUGCCGGUCAGGGAGCUGAGCGAGUGCCGCGAAAAGACGGCCGGGCUCCGCGUCACCGUCACCGACAACAUGAUCUGCGCCGGCGACCAGUCGGGGGCGGACAGCUGCCAGGGUGACAGCGGGGGGGCCUUUGUCUUUGCCCGCCCCAAGCCCCGACGCAACGAGUUCUUCGUGGGCGGGGUGGUCUCAUGGGGGGUCAACUGCGGCACGUUUGGCUUCUACACCAAGGUGGCCAACUACCUGGACUGGAUCGAGAAAACGAUGAGGGAGAAUGAACCUCUUCCCUCGCCUAGCGCCGGGGCUCUGCUCGUACUGUGGGGUUUAGGUGACGGGGCGUUGGCCGAAGCUAACCACUCUGGCGUUUAUGGUGAGAUUUAUUUGACAAAUUACCAACAUGACGAUGCUCGGGCGUGGGACAUUGAGGUCCCACCGGGAUUUGCUGUGGGAUUUCACUUCCGCCACUUUGAUUUGUCAGCAUCUCCGUCAUGUAAGCGGCACUAUUUGGAGGCUUUCGCUGGGAGACAACGGCUGGGCAGACUUUGCGGCAACAGAACCUUAAUCCAACUGCACCUUCCAAGCUCAAAAUUGACAACCUCCGGUAACCACAUUGUCAAAUUGCGCGUGCGUUGCAGGUCGACCAAUCAGAAGAGCAGACGGGGAUUUACCCUGUUUUAUGAAACUGUUGAUAUUGAUGAAUGUGGCUUUCGUUCAAAAGUGGAGUCGGUAUGUGACCAUGUUUGCCACAAUUAUAUUGGAGGAUAUCGGUGUUACUGUCAUCAUGGAUACAGUCUUCAGAGCGACAAGAAGACAUGCAAAGUCAUGGACUGUGGUCCCCCUCCUGAUCUCGAAAGUGGAAGCUACGAGUACAUCACCAAGCGGGACGAGACCCUGCUCCAUUCAGUCGUCAGAUACAAGUGCAAGGAGGUGUAUUACACAAUGGUGGGCGGAGGAGAUGGGCAGUAUACCUGCCAGGCGAACGGGAAAUGGAUGAAUAGCGAAUCAGGUGACGCCCUCCCAUCGUGCAAGCCAGUGUGCGGGAAACCAGCAGUGCCCCCAUCUCUAGCCCAGCGUAUCCUCGGAGGGCACCCGGCCGAAGUGGGCAGCUUCCCCUGGCACGUGUACUUCGAGAGCACCGUGUGUGGCGGGGCCCUUGUGUCUGACCGCUGGGUGCUGACCAGCGCCACGUGUGUGGAAGGCGCCGGGGGUGUGCUGCGCCUGUUCGCCGGCGGAAUCGACCUGAACUCCCCAGAGGGCUGGCGGGGCCCGCUGGAGGCACGGCAGAUCGUGCGGCACCCGAGCUUCGGCGGGCGCCGAGCCGGCUUCGAAGGCGACGUGGCGCUGGUCAGGCUUGGGAGCCGGGUGGAGGCCGGGCGCCACCUCUCGCCCGUCUGCCUGCCCUCCCGGCGUUCCGGCUCCCGACCCGCGGCGGGCAAGGUGGGCUACAUCUCAGGGUUCGGGAGGACGGAACGCUUCGCCCAGAGCGACGUCUUGAUGUUCGCCGCUGUGCCGGUGGUGGAGGAGGUGCGGUGCGGGAACCUCUCCUCCUCCGCCCGCCACGGUGGUGCCCAGCUCACCAACAACAUGCUGUGCGCCGGGAGCCCAGGCAUCGAUGCCUGCACGGGUGAUGGUGGAGGGGCCUACGUCUUUGAGGACCCACUGAAGCCUGACACCUACUAUGUCGCCGGGAUAGUGUCCUGGGGGAUUCAGUGCGGGGCUUAUGGGAUCUACACUAACGUCAUCAACUACCUCGACUGGAUCGAGAAGACGAUGGCUGAGGAGGGCGAUGGUCAGAACUGAAUUCUCCCCCGGGAUAAGCUGCACUGGAGCUACGCGAUAUCGCUUACCAAUAAAAUGCCUCUGAUGAAAAAGAAACAUGAGCCCUUCUUUCUGCUGCAUGUUUCUGCUGGGUACACU
Molecule: messenger RNA, 3403 nt
Organism: Chiloscyllium plagiosum (whitespotted bambooshark)
Lineage: Eukaryota; Metazoa; Chordata; Chondrichthyes; Orectolobiformes; Hemiscylliidae
Product: complement C1s subcomponent-like
Biological process (GO): complement activation; proteolysis
Cellular component (GO): extracellular region
Molecular function (GO): serine-type endopeptidase activity; calcium ion binding
Source: RefSeq, a predicted model, not a curated record